AGGGAACAAAUUGAACUAAAGAAGAAGCUUGUGACAGAUGACUGCAUUAACUGGGGAGUUUCAAGUGAUGAGCCUUUCAGUGAAUUGAAUCUGAUUGCUGGAGUGGAUAUUUCUUUUCCUAAGGGAGAUGCUGAUCAUGCUUGUGCGUGCUUAAUUGUGCUUAGUUUUCCUGACUUAAAGGUACAGUAGUGUAUCCUAGAAGUUCUUUCAUUACCUGAUUCUCAAUGAAUUUUUACAAAUUUUUAAACCUGCCCAAGUAAAAGAGAGUCAAGUUUUUGGCUGGAAAAUAUAGUGCAGUUCAGGCAGAGUUGGAUACCCUAGAUUACCUAGGAGCUGAUCCUACAAUGACAUGAGUGGCACUGUUCCCAUAUCCCAGUGAGAUGCUCGGCAAGAUCCCAUGCUGAAAGAAUCUUGCCUAUUCCCCCGUGCAGUGAUAAAAUAAUUUUAUCAAUUAUUGGUUUUGAAAUCUUACCAACUAUGAAUAUCCUUACCAAUUUAUUAUAGUUGUUGUUGGUGUUGUUCUUGGUAUUAAGUCAUAAUAAUUAGUUAGUGAAAUUGGUCCAUUUUCCAUCUUACUUUGGGAUGACCCUUUCAAUGUAGAAUCUACCCUUUUCUAGUAACUUAGUCAUAUUCUUGUCCCUAUUGCUUCUGUUGUACUACAUUUUGAAUUUAAACCUGGGGCCAAAGUAAUAACCCUUAAACUAGUGGAGUAUUGUGCAAAGCAAUUAUGUAGAUUUUAAUGAUAUUGUUUUUCAGGCUAACGCCAUAAAUUUUGCAGUAUGUAGUUCAGUAAAAUUGUGUACUUCAUUGCAGAGGAUCUUGCUGAUAAAGAUGUUUAAAUAUUCUUUAAUAAUUCAGGUUGUAUAUGAGGAUCUAACCAUGGUGCACCUUUCAUCACCUUAUGUUCCAGAAUAUCUGGCUUUCAGAGAAGUUGAAUUCCUUGUUAAUUGUGUCUCCAGACUGCUGAAGAGUAAACCAGAACUGGUUCCUCAGGUCAUUUUAGUUGAUGGAAAUGGAAUGUUACAUCCAAGAGGUUUGAUUAUUAUUUCUUGAAAAAGUGGUGUUGAAACUUCCAAUUAUGCCAAGUGAAGGUGUGCUUAUCCCAAGUCUGUUCAAGAGAAUUAAUAAAUCUAUGACUUUAACUACAUCACCUGUAUCAUAACCAUAGUUAACGAGGCCUUGUAAGGGUAAAAUUCUGACAAGUGAUAUGGCCUUGAAAAAGUGAUAUAAGACUAGACGAAAAGGCAACAAACAACAUAAAGAUGGGUUAAAUACUGACAGGGGCAUGGCUUACUCGUCAAAACUUAUUGGAAAUUCAGACUAUUGGUAUAUCCCCCCCCACCCCCGUAAAGUCAAGAGGGCCUCGUUAAUAGGACAACCUUAUCGAAUUCUCUCUUGAGGACUUGAGAGGGCUUAAAAAACCAAUCCUUGUUGGACAACAUGUUCUGUUAUACUGCAAAUUAGGAAGUCCCUUGACAGAGUGAGCUUGUGUCAAGGAGUUCAUCCCAGUACUUUCAAUAACGACAGACUGACAGUAACUGUGACUCAGGCUUAUUGAAUAAGCCAGUCAUUUAAGGCCAGUCAUUUAAGGCCCAUCUUUGUUUGUGGAACUUCAUAAUACUCUGUUACAUUUUGUUUAGAAGAUUAAUAUUGUAAUGACCACUUUCCUGGUCACAGCCACCCAAUCCACCACUAGUAGCCAGUUAUUGAAAAGUUAUAAUUGAAACCGCUGCAGUUUUCGAGUAUAUUAUAUUGAAAGGCCUGUUUCAACUCCAUAGUUUUCCAACUAGCGCAUUGUUGGUAGUAUGAUUUACUUGUUUAUGUUGGUUAUGACUAGGGUUUGGAAUUGCUUGUCACCUGGGGGUACUGACAGGCAUCCCUACAGUAGGUGUGGCCAAGACUCUUUUCCAUGUUGAUGGGAUUCAGCGAGACUCCCAACAUGCUGACCAGGUCAGGACUAGUGAAUGUGUUACAGGACAAAAUUAAAUUUAGGUUUAUAAAGAUUUGGUUUAAAAAAGUCAUUGGUUUAUUAAACAAUUUUCUCUGGGGUGACCAGUUAAUGCUGAAAUUUGUUUUUUCUCAUGUUGUCAAUAAAUUAUUGGAAGUAAUCAUUGGUUUGCUUCCUUUAUCAACAGAUCAAAAACCUUCUCAAAACUAGCGGAGAUAGCUUUCCUCUUCAAGGCUCUUCUGGUACAAUAUGGGGCAAGGUAAAUUUCUUUAGCUUCAUUUUGCAAUAAAUUAUAUGGAAGAAGUGUGGAAAAUAAGGCCAUGCAUAAGUUAUUGAUUUUUCUUUUAGAAAACCACAAGGUUAACUGUGGGAUAAUUCAGCAUAUUUUGAUUUCAUUUUAGGCUCUAAGGAGUACUCACAGAUCAUGUAACCCUAUCUAUGUGUCGGUUGGGCAUAAGAUAGGCCUGGAAACAGCUGUUAGACUGACACAUGCCUGCUGUCAAUACAGAAUUCCAGAACCAAUCAGACAAGUAAGAAUUGUGUAAUUGAAAAUACUGGAACUAACUGUCAUACAUUUUACUUAUGUAAGAAAGAAGCAAUGUUUGUGGAAGUGGGAUAAAGAUUUUCUGGCCAGAUCGUCAGCUUCAGGACACUGUAUCAGAGAUAAAGGGGGUGGGGGGAUAUGUCAGUUUAUUAGCUGGUAAAAAGUGAGGAAAAUAAUAGUUUAUUAGUAGUAUGUGAAGGCAAAAAUUUAUUCCCUUCAUUUCUGUAUUAUGCAAAUAUAUUGCUGCACAAACUUGCUAAGGGAUAUGUAGAAUACACCAAGUAUCCUUAAUUGCUGAGAAGGAUAAGAAAAUUUUGUCUACCACAAUCAUUUUUUGUCUUUCAGGCAGAUAUUAGGUCACGAGAGUACCUCAGACAGCAUUACAUGGAAGAAUUAAAAAGCUGUUCAUGUAAAAAAGACACUACUAUUAACAGUGAAAUCUCAACAGUGGAAAAAGAUCAGCAGGGAAAUGGUGAGAGUCAUCUAGAAGAGCUGCAGCAAUCAUUUUGA
Molecule: messenger RNA, 3002 nt
Organism: Porites evermanni
Lineage: Eukaryota; Metazoa; Cnidaria; Anthozoa; Scleractinia; Poritidae
Source: the annotation of a GenBank genome assembly